CCGAGAGGCUAAAAAGGAUACACCCGGAAGUUUCUGAGGCGUGCUGGAACCGCGCCGCCGGAGGCCUCGCCGCUAUGGGCCGCAACAAGAAGAAGAAGCGAGAUGGCGACGACCGGCGGCCGCGGCUCGUUCUCAGCUUUGAUGAAGAGAAGCGGCGGGAGUACCUGACUGGCUUCCAUAAGAGGAAGGUAGAGCGGAAGAAGGCAGCCAUUGAGGAGAUCAAGCACCGGCUCAAGGAGGAGCAGAAGAAGCUCCGGGAGGAGCGACAUCAGGAAUACUUGAAGAUGCUGGCAGAGAGAGAGGAGGCCCUGGAGGAGGCAGAUGAACUGGACAGGCUGGUGACGGCAAAGACAGAGUCGGUGCAGUAUGACCACCCCAACCACACAGUCACCGUGACCACCAUCAGCGACCUAGACCUCUCGGGGGCCCGCCUGCUGGAACUGCCUCCACCAGAGCAAGGGACUGGCCACAGGCCCGAGGAAGAGGUGUCCUCCACGGAAAAGCCGACCAGAGCCUUACCCCGGAAAUCCAGAGAUCCCCUCCUGUCCCAGCGGAUCUCUGCUCUCACGGCGUCACUGCACGCACACAGCCGCAAGAAGACCAAGAGGAAACGUCCCCGACGGGCCCCGGACUCCACCAAGAAGCCCCCAAGUGCCACCCGUACGAGCAAGACCCAGCGCUGCCGGCUGACAGGCAUGGCCCGGCACGGCGCAGAGUGAGCCCCGAGAACCAGGCCGUGCCCAGCCCGGGCUGAAAGCUUGGCUGUCCCAGGAACCCAGCCCCGAGGGGGCGAUUCUGCGGCCCAGGCCUGGGAGGCCAGCACCUGUGGCCCGGAGCUGGGACUCGGGAGGGGGCAGGCAGCUGAGAGGUGGCUGGCAGCUGAGAGGUGGCUUCCGGCGGGAGGAGCCUUCAGAGCCGAAUCGUGGGCAUCUUCCCAUCUGUGUCUGCACGGAGCCGUCAUCAGAUUUGUGAAGCUGAGCACGCUCUUGGUCUUGUUUGUCCCUGACCCUGACGCCACGUGCCAGGGGCCAGCUUCUGAGGUGCAUGAAAUGGUCAGGCGAGGGGGUCCACCCUCACGGUCCAGCAGUGUCCGUGUGGGUGUGAGAAAGUGGUAGAAUCCAGUCACCCCACCGCUGCGAGAAGCCACUGCUGGGCCGGGGGCAGGGGGCGCGGUGCCAGACUCCACCUUUUACUGGCUGCGACUCUGGGUUUGUCCCUUCCUGGCCUCACUGUCUCUUCAGCCGGAACUGAAGUGGUGGGAGCAGGUGAGUUCCAGGAGUUCUCACUGGUCCCCACCCAGCUGGGGACCAGUGAGAGACAGGAAGGUGACAGGAGAAGCUACAUGUCCCACCUGGCCCCGGGGUGGGGGUGGGGGUGGGGCUGCUGGCAGGAGGGGAGCUGAAGUCCCAAACCCGGCUUCUUUCUGCUCAGCCCAGGCAGGGCUGCCGUUGGGGAGGCUCAGGAACAGGGGCUCCGUAGGCUGUGUCUCGGGGGGACUGGCACUCUCCCGUGUCACCAUCCAGACCCGACAUCUGGUGCCUGCGUGAAGGCCACACCUGGACAUGGGAACGCGAAGCUCAGGGCGUAUGGGUGGGAGACACUGUGACCUGGCCCUUUGGCUCUUCCACUGGCUCUUCCUGCUAGCUUCCCUCUUCUUGGGGUGGAGUGACUCGCUCUGCUGGGCUGCAUCCCUCCUGGGCAGAGGCUGGGGCCUGCUAGCAAGCUCACCCGGUGCUUCUAGUGCUCAACCCGGGGUGGGGAGUGUGAGCCUUGCCCUCACCCGCCCCCCGGGAGCAGAAUACAUGCUGGGCCCAAGGGAUUAGUGCACAGGGGUGGGCGUGGGUUUGAAUCCUCACUCUGCCACUUGGCCUCUGUGUGGGCACUUUGCUGUGCUGACCUCUCUGGGCAUAUCCCCACAAGUAAGAAGUCAAGACACCCCCCUCCUAGGGCUGCCCCAAGGCUGCCAGGAGCCCUGAGCACGAGCCACCUCCUGCAGCCCCUGGCAUCCCGGCCUCUGCUGACCCCUGCGAUGGCUGACCCACAGCUCUUCUCCCGUCCCCAGUGCCACAGGGUCAUUUACCAUUUAGAUCUACACGUUGUGAUGUUUAAAAAUAUUAAAUUCUCAUUCGCGCUCUUC
Messenger RNA from Mustela erminea (ermine), 2137 nucleotides. RefSeq names its product nucleolar protein 12 (gene NOL12). Lineage: Eukaryota; Metazoa; Chordata; Mammalia; Carnivora; Mustelidae. The record is from RefSeq and is a predicted model, not a curated record. Gene Ontology annotation, molecular function: RNA binding. Gene Ontology annotation, cellular component: nucleolus. The coding region runs from base 75 to 719 and encodes 214 amino acids. The transcript is spliced from 6 exons.